GGUGUGGUGAUGAUGUCACAGAUAAGGGCUCUAUCUCGCCAGGCUUUGUCAAAGUCUCUGGAGCUAGUGACAGCUGACUCUGUCAAGGUGACUCAAGGUCGUUUGGUCAAUGACACACCACGACCCCUGGUUGUACUUCUAUCAUGGAUGUUAGCCCAGAAGAAACAUAUUAACAAGUACUGUGAGUUCUAUGUCAACCGAGGCUGCAAUGUGUUGACCAUCAGCAUUACUCCUUGGCAGCUGCUGUUCCCAGUCACUGGCAGUCAGGUGGUGGCAGACGAAGUACUGAGUUUCCUUGAUCAGAACUCCACAAACGAACCCCUCUUUGUCCAUGGCUUCUCCGUUGGGGGUUAUGUUUGGGGAGAGGUUAUGGUGAAGAUGAAACAAGAUCUUGAACGUUACGAGCACAUAGUCAACAGGUUUGUCGACACAUUGUACAAUGCACUUUAUUAA
Molecule: messenger RNA, 453 nt
Organism: Macrosteles quadrilineatus (aster leafhopper)
Lineage: Eukaryota; Metazoa; Arthropoda; Insecta; Hemiptera; Cicadellidae
Product: transmembrane protein 53-like
Exons: 2
Coding region: 10-453 (147 amino acids)
Molecular function (GO): serine hydrolase activity
Source: RefSeq, a predicted model, not a curated record